CGACGUCAAUACUGAAACGUCACCAUUGUGUGCCCGGCCAUCGUAUGUCGUCGAUUUAAGCUGAAUUAACUACUUGUGAAUAAUUUGACGAAUAUUCACGUACGGUUGGCUAAUUCUGCUCGAGAGUAACAUAAAAGUAAAGUAAAGACUAGUCAGAACGUCUCUAAUUUAUACAUUGCCAUGGCGUCUCCAGGGGGACAGGGAGGAGGGGCAGUGUCUACAAGAGGAGCAGGAGCUAGGAGGAUGAAAUGGGCUCUGGAGUUGAGCUUGGGCAAUGCUAGGGGUCGUGGAGACAGACAGAGUAACCAGGGAGAUGUGAUGUACCCCAUUGGAUACUCAGACAAACCAGUCCCAGACACCAGCAUCCAGGAAACAGACAAAAACCUGGUGGAAAAGCGUUGUUGGGACGUGGCCCUGGGCCCUCUGAAGCAGAUUCCCAUGAACCUUUUCAUCAUGUACAUGUCUGGGAACACCAUCUCAAUCUUCCCUAUCAUGAUGGUCUGUAUGAUGGCCUGGAGGCCCAUCCAGGCUCUCAUGUCCAUGUCUGCCACAUUCAAGCUGUUGGAGAACUCUAACCAGCAGUGGCUCCAGGGGCUUGUCUAUUCUGUAGGGAACCUGUUGGGCUCGGCAUUGGCUAUCUACAAGUGUCAGUCAAUGGGUCUUCUCCCAACUCACUCCUCUGAUUGGCUCGCUUUCAUAGAACCGCCUCAGAGGAUGGAGAUCAUGGGUGGAGGGAUGGUAUUGUGAAGAGGACAGAAGACACACACAUACUGAAAUAUGCUGAACUGUUCUGUUAAUACAUUAAAUCUCUUCCAAGUCUUUUCAAUUCUCUGGCUUUUAGGUUUUUGUGAACUCCUCAAGCUUUUUAUCUACAUUUUGUUUGUCAUUUGAGAUUAUUUGUCACAGGUUAUAAAAUGUUACAGAACAAAUUCAACAUCUAAUAAUAGGAAAAUGUCAUGUUUGUAAAACCGUUCAUCAUUCUACUAAAUCCACACGGUCAACUUAAGGUGUCACCAUAACAUUUUUUUCAUGUAUCUUUGUGUCAAAUAAAAGGGUUAACUAGUU
This is a messenger RNA of Oncorhynchus keta (chum salmon), 1065 nucleotides long. Its product is annotated as ER membrane protein complex subunit 4. The record is from RefSeq and is a predicted model, not a curated record. Gene Ontology annotation, cellular component: EMC complex. Gene Ontology annotation, biological process: protein folding in endoplasmic reticulum. Bases 181 to 747 code for a protein of 188 amino acids. NCBI's taxonomy places the organism in Eukaryota, Metazoa, Chordata, Actinopteri, Salmoniformes, Salmonidae. The transcript is spliced from 6 exons.